AUGAAGAAGAAAGGAGACCAAAUGAAAAAUGAAGUAAAGACAAUCUACGAAAAGAAAAACAAGGUGUUAGAUGUACAAAAGGAUGAACUAAAAACAACAAUAUCUGAUAUAAAUACAAAACUGUCUUUUCUUAAUCAGUUAAUGAAGAGUGAUGAAGCUACAGCAAUGCAAACAGGUAAAAAAGUAAUUAUAGCACUGAAGGACAGAAUUAAUGAAUUGCCAAAAACAGAGCCAAAUGAUAAUGGAUACAUUAAGUUCUUAAUAAAUAAACAACAACUUGCUGCAUUCCAACAAUUUGAUAUUGGAAAUGUUACACAAGUUAUGGCAGCAGAUUGUCUAGCACUAAAGGGAGAGGAAUCUGUGAUCCAAGGUCAGAAAAUUGUUGCCAAAAUAAUCAAAACAAAAGAAUAUGAAAUACAUGCAAACCAAAUGAAGGCAACAUGGACAGAGCCUACAGGAGAAACCAAUAUCACACAAGUUCAACAAGAUGACAAAAGAGAUUAUUUUGUGAAAGUCGAAUGCACAAGUCCAGGAGUAUGUAAACUAGAUGUGAGUGCUGAUGGCGAACCAAUCAAGCAGUCACCAUUGAUGAUCAAAGUAGAGAAGGAAGGAUUAGUAAAUACAAUUGAAAUACACAAAUAUGUUACAGAUGUAGUUAAGUGUGAAGAUGACUCCUUACUGGUUUCAUGUGCAACAAAUGAUAUGCUCAAGUACAAGCAAUCAGGAGAAUAUAUUGGUAAGGUUACACUACCACAAGGUGUGAAGGUUAACAGAAUGUACAAAAUGAAGAAUGGUAACAUAGCAUUUAGUGAUUGCUCUACUAAUACACCUGUCAGAAUAUGCAAUAUGAAUGGUCAGGUGAUUAAAAAAAUUGGUGAAGGAGUAUUGGGUACACCAUCGUGUAUCCAUGUGGAUGAGACAUCUAAUGUUUUGUAUGCAGAUUGUUGGUCCAGUAGCUGUGUGUACAUAUUUGACAUGAAUAAUGGCAAGACCAUCAAAACAAUAGGGUCUACAGGCAAAAAAGAAGGUCAAAUAAGUGAUGUCAUUGAUGUUACUCUUACUAACCAAGGACACCUUCUUGUAUUGGAGUAUGGCAACAAUAGAUUACAAUUAUUUGAUAAUGAGGGAAGGUUUAUAAAAGUCCUUGUUGAAGCAGGUGAUGAGAAUGGUAAUGUGAGCUAUCCAGAGGCAGUAGUAGUUGAUGAGGAUGACAACAUCAUUAUAUCAAGUCAACAUAAACUACAGCUAUUCAGCAGUGAUGGAACUUUCAUAAAAAGAAUUGAUAAACCAGAAGAUGGAAUCCACAAUCCAAAGGGAUUAUCCAUCAUUUCAUAUCAUCCAAGGAGACUUGCAGUAGCAAAUGCUGGUGACAAUACAGUAAAAAUAUUCAAUUAUUAA
This is a messenger RNA of Anneissia japonica, 1398 nucleotides long. Its product is annotated as E3 ubiquitin-protein ligase TRIM71-like. Gene Ontology annotation, biological process: negative regulation of translation; proteasome-mediated ubiquitin-dependent protein catabolic process; protein polyubiquitination. The coding region runs from base 1 to 1398 and encodes 465 amino acids. Gene Ontology annotation, molecular function: ubiquitin protein ligase activity; protein binding; translation repressor activity. The transcript has a single exon. Lineage: Eukaryota; Metazoa; Echinodermata; Crinoidea; Comatulida; Comatulidae. The record is from RefSeq and is a predicted model, not a curated record.